AUGUCUAGGGUGUUUUUUCAUAUGUUGGUCUUUUUAUGGAUAUCUUGUUGGUUGAUGUUGACUGGAGAAGCUCAAGUUGAUGAAAUCAAAUACAAAGAUCCAAAGCAACCAAUUGCUACGAGGGUUAAGGACUUGUUGAGUAGAAUGACUUUGGAGGAGAAGAUUGGUCAGAUGACUCAGAUUGAUAGGAGUGUUGCCAAUGUUAAUGUUAUGAAAAACAGUUUCAUUGGGAGUGUAUUAAGUGGUGGCGGUAGUGAACCGCUUCCGAAGGCUAGUGCUCAAGAUUGGGUGAAUAUGAUAAAUGAAUUUCAGAAAGGAGCCUUGGCAAGUAGAUUGGGGAUUCCAAUGAUAUAUGGUAUUGAUGCUGUUCAUGGACACAAUAAUGUCUAUAAUGCCACCAUAUUUCCCCAUAAUGUCGGGCUUGGAUGUACCAGGGAUCCUUCCUUGGCACAAAGGAUUGGCGCUGCAACUGCUCUUGAAGUCAGAGCGACAGGAAUUCCUUAUGUUUUUGCUCCAUGCAUUGCGGUUUGUAGAGAUCCAAGAUGGGGUCGGUGUUAUGAAAGCUAUAGCGAGGAUCAUAAAGUCGUACAAGAAAUGACAGAGAUUAUACCUGGUCUACAAGGAGAAAUCCCUCCUCAUUUCAAGAAAGGAUUUCCUUACGUCGGUGGCAAGACAAAGGUAGCAGCUUGUGCUAAGCACUUUGUUGGAGACGGUGGUACGACCAAGGGAGUAAAUGAGAACAAUGCGGUGGUUGACUGGCACAGUUUGCUGGGCAUUCACAUGCCUGCAUAUUCUGAUUCCAUCAUUAAGGGGGUCGCUACCGUUAUGGUUUCAUACUCCAGUUGGAACGGUGUAAAAAUGCAUGCAAAUCGUGAUCUAGUCACUGGCUUCCUCAAGAACACCCUUAAGUUUAAGGGAUUUGUCAUCUCAGAUUGGCAAGGAAUUGACAAAAUCACGACACCUCCCGGCUCAAACUACACAUACUCGGUUCAGGCUUCCAUUCAAGCCGGUGUUGAUAUGGUGAUGGUCCCAAUGCAAUUCGAAGAUUUCAUUCAGGACCUUACGCUCUUGGUCAAGAGUAAUGUCAUUCCAAUGGAUCGUAUUGAUGAUGCCGUGGGGAGAAUUUUGCUUGUAAAGUUCACCAUGGGUCUUUUUGAGAAUCCUCUAGCCGAUUUCAGUUUAGUCAAUGAGCUUGGAAGCCAGGCACACAGAGAUCUAGCAAGGGAAGCUGUGAGAAAAUCUCUCGUGCUGCUUAAGAACGGGAAAAGUCAAAGUGCCCCACUUCUUCCUCUUCCAAAGAAAGUCCCAAAACUCUUAGUUGCUGGCACUCAUGCUGAUAAUUUGGGUUAUCAGUGUGGCGGUUGGACAAUCAAAUGGCAAGGAUUCAUCGGCAAUACCGACACAAGCGGAACUACUAUUCUCAGUGCUAUAAAUUCAACAGUCGAUCCAAGCACACAAGUUGUUUUUCGCGAAAACCCUGACGCCGAUUUUGUAAAAUCCAACAACUUUGAAUUUGCCAUUGUUGUUGUUGGCGAGCCUCCUUAUGCGGAGACUGCUGGGGACAGCACAUCACUUACAAUGUUGGAUCCCGGUCCAAAUAUCAUCAACAAUGUCUGCGGAGCUACCAAGUGCGUGGUUGUCACCAUCACUGGCAGGCCUAUUGUAAUCGAACCAUAUCUUUCGUCCAUAGACGCAUUGGUUGCAGCAUGGUUACCGGGCACCGAGGGACAAGGUGUGACAGAUGUUCUAUUCGGUGACUACGGUUUCAGUGGCAAACUUGCAAGGACAUGGUUCAAAUCUGUAGAUCAACUCCCAAUGAAUGUUGGAGAUCCUCACUAUGAUCCACUUUUUCCUUUUGGUUUCGGCCUAACAUCCGAAUCCGUCAGAGACCUAGUAACAAGGUCAACUUCAACCGCAGAAUUUGUAAGGGCUUGUAUAGUUACCAUUAUGGCGACGCUACUGACGAGCUUAUAUUUAAUUGGUUAA
Molecule: messenger RNA, 1986 nt
Organism: Lathyrus sativus (Indian pea)
Lineage: Eukaryota; Viridiplantae; Streptophyta; Magnoliopsida; Fabales; Fabaceae
Source: the annotation of a GenBank genome assembly